GUGUGUGUGUGUGUAAACGCUUAUUGUGUAACACUUCGGCACUGCAGCUACUGGGAGGAACCAGACGAGAAUCUGAAGAGGAACCUAAAGAAGAACCUAAACGGGAACCUGAAGGAUGUAGACGCUUUGAGAUCAACAGGACCGGCUGCGCGAGCGCGUGUACCAGAUCGAGAAGACGAAGAGAUGUGAGACGUGACCGGGGUGUGUGUGUGUGUGUGUGUGUGUGUGAGAGAGAGAUGCUACGCGGAGGUGAAGCAGCCUCGGUUCCUCAUCAGGCCGAUCAGAGAAGCAGCUUCACCGGUUCACUGAUGACUUUCUGAUCUGGUGGCAGUGAAACAUUCCGAGAACCAAACAUGAAAUUUCCGGCAGAAAAUCAGAGAAAGCCAAGCAGCAGCUGGAGUCCACCUCCAGUUGCGGUCCAGACCAACCUGGUUCCCCCGAAAAAAGUCCAGCCCGGGAUGCUGCAGUCCAGUCUUGUCCAGGCCAGCGUGGCCACAAUGCAGAACCCAAUGGGGUGUUCGCUUCCUCGCCUCUCCAUAUCCAGGCCUGCUAGCAUGGUAGCUAGCAUAGAGGCGGGAGCAGACGGCUCGGCGCUGAUGACCGUGAUGAAAUGGAAGACGGUGCUGGCCGUGUUCGUGGUGGUGGUGAUUUAUUUAGUGGCUGGUGGUUUGGCAUUUCGAGCUCUGGAGCAGCCAUUUGAAAAAAACCAGAAGGACACGAUUACAGCUGAGAAGGCAGCGUUCCUACAGAAGCAUCCCUGUGUCACACCUGAGGAACUCGAGACUCUCAUUAAGCACUCCAUCGACGCGUUCAGUGCCGGCGUGAGUCCGAUAGGAGACACAACCUACAACUUCAGCUACUGGGAUCUCAGCAGUGCGUUCUUCUUCGCUGGUACCGUCAUCACCACUAUAGGAUAUGGGAACAUCGCUCCGAGCACAGAGGGAGGGAAAACUUUCUGCAUUCUCUACGCCAUAUUUGGCAUCCCGCUCUUCGGGUUUCUGCUGGCUGGAGUCGGGGAUCAACUCGGCACCGUCUUUGUGAAGACCAUCGCCAAAGUGGAGAAGAUGUUCCGGAAUAAGAAUAAUCAGAUCAGUCAGAUGAAGAUCCGCGUGGCCUCCACCUUCCUCUUCAUCCUCGCCGGCUGCAUCGUCUUCGUCACAAUUCCUGCAGUUGUUUUUAAGGAAAUUGAAGAAUGGACGGCGCUCGAUGCCAUUUAUUUUGUGGUCAUCACACUAACGACCGUUGGCAUCGGGGACUAUGUGGCAGGAGGAAACCGAGCGAAAGAGUAUUAUAACUGGUACAAGCCACUGGUUUGGUUCUGGAUCCUGGUGGGUCUGGCGUACUUCGCUGCUGUACUGAGUAUGAUCGGAGACUGGCUGAGGGUUCUGUCCAAAAAGACUAAAGAGGAGGUCGGUGAGUUUAAAGCUCACGCUGCGGAGUGGAAAGCGAACGUCCGGGCCGAGUUCAGAGAGACGAGACGGCGCCUCAGUGUGGAGGUUCACGAUAAACUGCAGCGUGCAGCUACGAUCCGCAGCAUGGAGCGGCGUCAACUCGGCCUGGACCAACGCGCUCAAUCACUCGACAUCCUGUCUCAUCCUCACGAGCGACGAGCCGCAAACUUCAACAUUCUGGACGCGGCGACUAACUUUAAGACGUCAUCGCAGGAGAGCAUCAACACCAAACUGAACGACAACAUCUUCAACCGCUUCGGCUCCAUCAGCAAACUGGCCAAACGAGCCAAGAACAGGGAGCUGAGGAAGAACAUCACAGAAGAUGGCAGAAAAACCGGCAGUGAGGAGAAGAAAGAGGUGGAGGAGGAGGAGCUGGAGAAGGAGGUGAACACCAGUCUGUCGGAUCUGCCGCUGUUUGUGGAGAGUCCAAAAUCACAGAACGAGUUUGUAAUGGUGCAGGCAACGACCAAAGAAGAAGAAGAAGAAGAUGAAGCAAAAGAAGAAGAUAAAGAAGAAGGAGAAGGUAGAGGAGAAGAAAAAGAAGAAGGAGGAGGAGUUGAAGAAAUAAAAGCAGAGGAAGAAAAAACACUUGAGGAGUUUCACCUAGAAAUGGAUGUGUAGAGAAUGCAGACGAGAUGAAUUUGCUUGAAAACAAUAAAAGUGCCUUAUUUCUCAUUGACACUGAAGCUGAUGCUGAACCUGAAGCUGAUGCUGAAGCUGAAGCUGAAGCUGAAGCUGAAGCUGAAGCUGAAGCUGAAGCUGAAGCUGAAGCUGAAGCUGAAGCUGAAGCUGAAGCUGAAGCUGAAGUUGACACUGGGAAAUUGUAACAUCCCAUUUUAAUGUUGGUGAAAGUUUUCACUGUGUCCUGGUAACUUGAUUUAAACAUUUCCACCUGACAGAAAAAGCGAAGCUAAACGUAUGUGAGAUGUUUGACCAGGUGAACUGGAGCGACGUCUCCUGAGAGAUUGAGUGCUGAUCCUGAGAUCUCUCCACAGUGGACCUGAAGAUUUGAAAAUGUUAUAAAUAUAUAAAGCAGAUGGAGAUAAAGGAAGAAAACUGUACAUUAGGCAUGUGUCGAUAUCAUUUUCUACAUGAGGUUGGGAUCAUUUCUGUCCAAAAACAUAUUAAAUAUGGGUUUUCAUUCCAA
Silurus meridionalis is the source of this 2598-nucleotide messenger RNA. RefSeq names its product potassium channel, subfamily K, member 10a (gene kcnk10a). Lineage: Eukaryota; Metazoa; Chordata; Actinopteri; Siluriformes; Siluridae. Gene Ontology annotation, cellular component: membrane. The transcript has 7 exons. The record is from RefSeq and is a predicted model, not a curated record. Bases 354 to 2072 code for a protein of 572 amino acids. Gene Ontology annotation, biological process: potassium ion transmembrane transport; stabilization of membrane potential. Gene Ontology annotation, molecular function: potassium ion leak channel activity.